Micropterus salmoides (largemouth bass) is the source of this 4655-nucleotide messenger RNA. RefSeq names its product milk fat globule EGF and factor V/VIII domain containing b (gene mfge8b). The record is from RefSeq and is a predicted model, not a curated record. The transcript has 11 exons. The coding region runs from base 116 to 1573 and encodes 485 amino acids. NCBI's taxonomy places the organism in Eukaryota, Metazoa, Chordata, Actinopteri, Centrarchiformes, Centrarchidae. Gene Ontology annotation, molecular function: calcium ion binding.
AAGCGCGAGCCACAGAGUAGCAACAACAUCCGAAGCGUCAUUGUCCUUCCAGCGGUCCAGUAGUCACUUUAACUAAGGAACUACAGCCAUCCAACGACUGAUAAAAACAGCAGCUAUGAAGGAGCAGACACGUAUUUUCCUCUGGCUGCAACUUUUCACAGCUUGUCUGGUGUUUGGAGUGAACGGUGAUCACUGCAAGGUGAACAUGUGCAGUAAUGGUGGAACCUGUGUGACCGGGACAGGAGCUCCGUUCAUCUGCAUCUGUCCUGAUGGCUUCUCUGGAGAAACUUGCAAUGAGACGGAGACUGGGCCCUGCAACCCAAAUCCAUGCAAGAAUGAUGCCAUCUGCGAGGUGACAGGCCAAUCCCGCCGAGGUGACGUCUUCAGCGAGUACGUUUGCAAGUGCCAGCCGGGUUUCGACGGAGUCCACUGCCAGAACAGUGUCGAAGGGGCAGAUUUAAGUUCACGAAAAGAUGUGAAUGACUGUGCCGGCCAGCCAUGUGAAAAUGGUGGCACCUGCAGGGACCUGGACGGAGAUUUCAAGUGCCACUGCCCGUCCCCUUAUGUGGGUAAACAUUGCCAACUGCGCUGUAUUUCUCUGCUUGGCAUGGAGGGAGGGGGCAUCGCUGAGUCUCAGAUCUCAGUCUCAUCAGUCCGUUACAGCAUGCUGGGCUUGCAGCGCUGGGGACCCGAGCUCUCCCGCCUUCACAACAAGGGACUGGUUAACGCCUGGAGCGCCGCUGCACAUGACAAGAACCCAUGGAUAGAGAUCAACUUGCAAAGAAAGAUGCGCUUUACAGGUAUUGUGACGCAGGGUGCCAGUCGCAUGGGAACAGCUGAAUUCAUCAAGGCCUUCAAGGUGGCCUCCAGUUUGGACGGCAAGACCUACACCUUGUACAGAACAGAAGGGGAGAGAAAGGACCAUGUAUUUGUUGGAAAUGUGGACAACGACAGCACCAAGACCAACCUGUUUGACCCCCCAAUCAUUGCCCAGUACAUCCGCAUUGUUCCUGUGGUGUGUCGCAAGGCCUGCACCCUGCGCAUGGAGCUGGUGGGCUGUGAGCUCAACGUGUAUUCAAACACUUCAGGUUGUUCAGAGCCGAUGGGCAUGAAGUCCCGGUUGGUGUCUAACCGGCAGAUCACGGCCUCCAGCACCUUCCGCACCUGGGGCAUCGAAGCCUUCGCCUGGCACCCUCACUACGCCCGGCUGGACAAACAGGGCAAGACCAACGCCUGGACUGCCGCCAACAACAACCAAUCUGAGUGGUUGCAGGUGGACCUGCAGUCGCCCAAGAAGAUCACAGGAAUCAUCACACAGGGGGCCAAAGACUUUGGCUCCAUCCAGUUUAUCACAGCCUUCAAAGUGGCUCACAGUGAUGAUGGACAGUCCUGGACCAUCGUGAAGGACGAGACUACAAAGACAGACAAGAUCUUCCCAGGCAACAGCGACAACAACGUUCACAAAAAGAACAUCUUUGAGCCCCCGUUCUACGGCCGAUAUGUCCGCAUCCUGCCGUGGGAGUGGCACGAGCGCAUCACCCUGCGAAUGGAGCUUCUGGGCUGUGACGAGUAGUGCCGCCCUGGACCUGCCCAACCUCCCCUCCUUCGCCUCCUUUCUCUACCUCCUCCCCCUUCCCUCCCUCCCUUCUCUCCUCCUGAGCCACACCUGCACUGCCUUGCUCUCAGCCCUAGGGGGCAGCAAACACCAGAGAGGAGCACCACCACCUCCAACCAGGAGAUGUUACCCUUAACCUACUGUUACCAGGACCCUGAUUUGAGUUUAGCUCCGUUUUGUUCAUUUCCUUAAUAGAUAACUUGUCUUUUCCACCUGAACCAAAUCUGUGUUCAUUUCAAGAAACAACUGUAUAUCUUCUUUGUUCCUGAGCAGAGCUGGGGUCAGAUUUUAUCCCACCUACUGGAAAAAUCAGGUGGUGACUUCCUCAUUCCUGUAUCAGAGGUCAGGGGUAAUGGGACUGCUGCUGUAUCAGUUGGUGCUGCCUAGACUCUGAUCCUAGAUCAGUCCUACCUGGAACAUUGAACCCUCAAGACCCACGGCUGGUGAUGUACAUAAGCUCUUGCACACUUCAUAUUACCGAACACUUCACCUACCCCCGAGACACACGGAAUAUAUAGUAUCUUCAGAGGAUACACUGACAAUUAAGGGGGAUUAUUUUUCUUUACCAAAAAGUGAAUCUGCAAAUCUGAUCAAUAAAUUGGCUCUAAAUCUGGUUAGAAACAUGCUGGUUACUGUUUAGUUGUAAAAACUAGCAACUAACUAAGUAGUUUAAAACCAAUUUACAAGCAACUUUGCCAUAUUUUUGUCUUUGUUGAGCAAAAAUAAGAGACUGAAAAUCUCAAGGUUUCCCACGGUGUGUUCCUCAGUAUUCCUAGUAUUUCUCUGCAGUGGUUUGGGCAGUAAAAUCCUCAGCUCAUGUUUCCCACAGGGCAUUUGUUUGAACUGCUUUAGAGGGUUAACAUCCAAGGUGAAAACAUAGUAUUGACUCUUUUAAAACAUUUACGUGUAGCAGCCAAUAACAGAAGAGCAAUCAUCCCACUAUUUACACAAAUUCUAACAUGUUCGCGAAAAAAUACAUUCAAACUUUUACCAAGCUCCAUCCAUGAAGAAGGCAGAAAAAUAAUUGUGCAGGAUUCUCUGUUGAAAAUAAACUGAAAACAUAUAUCAACAAGAUUUAAACCGUAAGACCUUAAAUCUUUGUCAGAACGAAAUAAUACUCAAACAUGUUAAAUCUCUGUCUUUGUGGGACAUAAUCACUCCGUGUACCACCACAGUCCAUCACUUCAGCAGCCAAACAGAUGUGAUCUCAAAGGCAGAGGAGACACCAUCACUGCUUUUAUAAACAAAGGAGAGUUUGAGAUCAUUGUUCAGUGAAAGAGAAGACAUACUUUAAUGCUCCUGAGAAAAUUAAUAAUAGCCGUCGACUGAGAAUUACACGUAUUGUGACAUGUUUAGCCAAAAAAAGACAUCUUCCUCAAGAACUCUUGAAGAACUUUUGAAGUCUUACAUUAUUCACUCAGAAAAUGAUUUGGCAGUAAUUUUUUAGUUGCUUGCUUACAAUUUUUUUGUACUUUUUUUUCAUGUGACUGUUACAUAUGUUAUUCCAGUAUUCCUAUGUUAUUGGCUGCUACAGCAGAUGUUUAUCAAGUUUGGUUUAUUAUGGUCAAUUAUGGUCAUUUUAUAGUCUCGUCUUUAACAGGUUGAAGUAGAAUGAUUCGGGAAAGAAGCACGUGUAGAGAUUUCUCUCACUGUGAUUCUCAGAACCACUUCAGAUCUGGACACCUUUUUAUUCUAGACAGGACUCUUGGAACGAUAGACAGAAAUCAGUGUAUUAAACAUCACAAUAGUGUUUUGCUGCGAUGACAAUAUCAUUAAUUCAUAAUAAUAAUAAUAAUCAUUAAUAAAUCAUUAAUUAUUCAAGAAUUGCAUUUAUUACUAAUUGGUUAGCAUAAACAAAGAUUAACAGUAGUGUAGAGGCUGCAAGUUAGAAAUUUGUGAUGGAUGUUAUCAUCUCAGGUCCUAAUGUACAGGAAAUGCUACUGAAACUACUAAUUCACUCACUCACUCAGCUGUGCUUCUAGUUGUGUUCACACAGUUUCUCUUUUUGUACUUUGAUGUUUGUGUUUUGAUAUUUGAAAAAUCAAAAAAACAUACAAAAAAAAAAAACAAGAAUAAAAACCCAGUAUGGUGUGUUGAAGAACAAAUGGUAAAAAUAUUCAUAACUACAUGCAGAAGUAAAAAAAGAAAAAGACAAUAUACCCGCAGUUCAGUUCCUUUGUUGGAUUAAACUAAUCUUUGAAAGUCUGGGGUCCCUUUUGAUUAUUUAGUGUUAAAAUGUGACAUGAAGUACUUUUGUACUGAGAUCUGAGAUAUUAGUAGAUGUUAAUGUUUGCUGCAGACUAUCUAUUUUGGGUCCAACAUUAUGCCUCCAAUUCAAAGCUGAGGCCUCGCUGAUAAGACUGUAAGAGAGGAACCAAAUUAAAACAGAUUUUUACGGUGCACAUGUGACACGACCCACCAUAUCAUCAGCUUCUGCCGCCCCCGUCACAGUAUUCUAAACCUUUCCACCCCAUGAAUUAUGAAUUAUGGGCUUGUGCAAUAUUAUACUGUGUUAGUUUUGAUAACAAUGAAUAUUAAUUCAAGAUCCUUUAAAAAUGCAUGAGGGGACAGCAGUGCCAUUGAGAGGUUGAGGAUGGAUGUUGGUGUCAAACACUGUACAAUAUUUAUUAUUGUAGCAGACGAUUCCAUAAAACAGUCACGCUUGUUAUCCACGUCUGCAUGCAUUUUAUUGACUCGUGUUACUCAGUGUAAAUUCAACCAAUUUGAAUUUAUUGGUGACAUAGUUUGAUUUUUUUUUUUUUUUUUUUUUCUCUAGCUGUUCAUCAACAUUCAAAGUGAUAUAGAUAUAUUGUUCCCCCGCUGUUCAGGUUUUCUAUGGUUGAUCAAAACAAUUGAUGACAUUGAUGUGUUUUUAUGGUAUUAUGAGUUAAUUUCUUGCUAUACUGAUGUUGACCUCCAUAGAAUUUAAACUAGAUUUGAAGUUGUUGGUUUUUUUAUUCCAGUAUUGUGUUUCUAAGAGGAUUCCUUUAUGUUUGGCCUUUGUAUCUUAAAAUGAAGAAUAAAUAAUUUAAAAAACAGA